Mesocricetus auratus (golden hamster) is the source of this 10810-nucleotide messenger RNA. It is a transcript of the gene Tnrc18, whose product is annotated as trinucleotide repeat containing 18. The transcript has 30 exons. NCBI's taxonomy places the organism in Eukaryota, Metazoa, Chordata, Mammalia, Rodentia, Cricetidae. The record is from RefSeq and is a predicted model, not a curated record. Gene Ontology annotation, molecular function: chromatin binding. The coding region runs from base 632 to 9496 and encodes 2954 amino acids.
CAGCGAGAGCAACUUGAAAGGGGGGUUGUGUAAUGUACCUUUUCCAAUCCCGGGCUGUAUAUGGAGAUUUGGGAUUCUUUAAACCGGCGCUACCUGGAUUUUAUUAAAAAGCGGGGAGCUCGGCGGGAGGAAAGCUGGCUUUUCCGGGGGCUGCGGGAGCGGGGCCGCGGGAGGGCGGAGGAGUUGGCGCGCCGCGCGCCCGGCCCGGGGAGCGGUUUUCUACCAAAAAAAGGAAAGGCGGGCAAAAAGUGUGAGGCGGCUGCGGGUGGCGGAGGGGGAGCGGCGGCCGAGGGAUGGCGGGCAGUACAGGCGCCUAGCCGCGCCGGGAAUCGCGGCGGUCGCCGGAGUCGCCCUCGGAGCCUGGAGCCCGGAGCCCCGCCGAGCCAGACGCCGUGUGCGCCUCCUCGCGCAUCUCUGCUCGGCCGCCCGGAGGGGACUCAUCGCGGGCAGUUCGUGCGCCCCGGGCCGCUGGCCCGUGGUUGAGCGCAAGCCCCGCUGGCCGCCGCCAUGCACGCCGCGGAGCGCCCGCCACCCGAGGACACUAGGACUACAUCGAGGCCGAACUUUUAAGUCCAUCUGAAGCAGGCCAGCGGGCCGGGUGGGGAGGCUGACCGCGGCACUCCCGCGGAGGAUGGAUGGCCGAGAUUUCGGGCCCCAGCGGUCCGUCCACGGCCCCCCGCCGCCGCUGCUGUCCGGCCUGGCCAUGGACAGCCACCGCGUGGGUGCGGCCACCGCCGGACGCUUGCCCUCCUCGGGCUUGCCAGGUCCCCUGCCUCCGGGGAAAUACAUGGCUGGUCUCAACCUGCACCCGCACCCGGGCGAGGCCUUCUUGGGCAGCUUUGUGGCCAGCAGGAUGGGGCCCUCGGCCUCGUCUCAGGGGAGCCCCGUAUCCCUGCCCUCUGACCUCUCCUUCCGCUCCCCCGCCCCCAGCAACCUGCCUAUGGUGCAGCUGUGGGCUGCCCACGCCCAUGAAGGCUUCUCCCACCUGCCCAGCGGGCUGUACCCAUCCUACCUCCACCUGAACCACCUGGAGCCCCCCAGCAGCGGGAGCCCCCUCCUCAGCCAGCUGGGUCAGCCCAGCAUCUUCGAUACCCAGAAAGAUGGCUUCUACCUGCCUGCGCCUGGGACUCUGCACUCUCACACACCGUCCUCCAGAACCCCUGGUGGCCACUCCUCAGGUGGUCCAGCCAAAGGCUCCUCCCGGGAAGGUGCAGGCAAGGAUCGCUCAGGCCGCGGUGGAGAUCCCCCUCCGCUAUUUGGCAAGAAAGACCCUCGGGCACGUGAGGAGGUGUCUGUGCCCCGUGGCGUGGUGGACUUGACCCAGGAGGUUCGAGCCGAGGGCCGCCAGGACCGUGGGCCCUCACGCCUGGCCGAGCGCCUGUCGCCCUUCUUGGCAGAGGCCAAAGCCAAGGGUGCUUUGCAGUCAUCCUCCUUGAGUUUAUGUAAUGGCAUGGUGGACGCAGGGCUGGUGGCUGAAUUGGGUCGUGGAGGUGCCAAGGAGGUAGCCAGGCAGGAGGAGAGUGCUCGGCUGCUGCGGCGGACUGAAGCUCUGCUGCCCUCAGCAAGACCCUGUGGGUCUCCAUUGCCUCCGCCACCACCACUGCCCCCCAAGGGUCCCCCUGCACCCCCUUCCUCGACACCCACUGGUGUCUACACUGUGUUCCGGGAACCAGGCCGCGAGCACCGCGUGGUGGCGCCUACUUUUGUGCCUUCUGUGGAGGCCUUUGAUGAGCGUGUAGGACCCAUCCAGAUAGCAUCCCAGGCUCGCGAUGCCAGGGCCAGGGAGCGGGAGCCAGGCCGACCUGGGGUCCUGCAAGGUCCCCCUGGAUCUCCACGACUGGAGCGACCAGAGGUCCUACGGGAGAAGAGUUCUGUCAUUCGCUCCCUCAAGCGUCCACCUCCAUCCGAUGGACCUUCAGCCCGCUCCUCCCAUUCCUCCCCGGAUGCCCGCACCUACCUGCCCCCCAAGGAACUACUCAAGCCUGAGGCUGAUCCGAGGCCUUGUGAGCGUGCACCCCGAGGCUCUAGCUCCUCUGCUGCCCAGCAGGCUGCUAAGUUCUUGGGCCUGGAACCAUCCCGACCCCCUGGACCAGAGCAUAAGUGGAAACCCUUCGAGCUGAGCAACUUUGCCACCACACAAAUGGCUGUCCUGGCUGCCCAGCACCACCAUGCCAGCCGAGCCGAAGAGGAAGCAACUGUCGCCACAGCAUCCAAAAAGGCUUACCUGGACCCCGGGGGUACAAUGCCCCGUGCCUCGGCCACCUGCGGCAGGCCUGGUGCUGACCUCCACCCCGCAGCCCACGGACCUGGAGAGGCCUCUGCCAUGCAGAGCCUCAUCAAAUACAGUGGUAGCUUUGCUCGGGAGGCUGUGGCUGUGCGCCCCGGUGGCGGUGGGAAGAAGAGCCCCUUUGGAGGUCUGGGCACCAUGAAACCUGAACCUACACCCACAUCCACAGGUCCCCCCAGAGCCCAGGCCCGACUUACACACCCUGGGGUCCCUACAGCUGGAGGGGGCCGACAGCUGAAACGGGACCCAGAGAGACCUGAGAGUGCCAAGGCCUUUGGGCGGGAGGGCUCCAGUGCCCAGGGGGAGACGGAAGUGAGACACCCGCCUGUGGGCAUUGCCGUGGCUGUGGCCCGGCAGAAGGACAGUGGGAGCAGUAGCCGGCUGGGGCCUGGACUGGUAGACCAGGAGCGCUCUUUAUCACUGAACAACGUCAAAGGGCAUGGCCGGACUGAUGACGACUGUGAUAGAGCCAGACACCGGGAGGAUCGGCUGCUCGGGACACGGCUGGACCGGGACCAGGAGAAGUUGCUCCGAGAAAGUAAGGAGUUGGCUGAUUUGGCCCGUCUACACCCUACCAGCUGUGCUCCUAAUGGUCUGAACCCCAACCUCAUGGUGACUGGGGGCCCGACACUGGCAGGCUCAGGACGCUGGUCUGCUGACCCCGCAGCUCACUUGGCGGCACACCCCUGGCUGCCUCGGUCGGGGAGCACAUCCAUGUGGCUUGCUGGACACCCUUACGGCCUGGGACCCCCCUCUCUACACCAGGGCAUGGCCCCCGCCUUCCCACCCGGCUUAGGGGGUUCCUUGCCAUCAGCUUACCAGUUCGUCAGGGAUCCCCAGUCUGGCCAGCUGGUGGUUAUCCCCAGUGAUCACCUGCCUCAUUUUGCUGAGCUGAUGGAGCGAGCCGCAGUGCCUCCUCUCUGGCCGGCCCUGUACCCACCGGGCCGCAGCCCCCUGCACCAUGCACAGCAGCUGCAGCUCUUCUCUCAGCAGCACUUUCUGCGGCAGCAAGAGCUGCUGUACCUGCAGCAGCAGGCAGCCCAGGCCCUGGAGCUGCAGCGGAGCGCACAGCUGGUGCAGGAGCGAUUGAAAGCUCAGGAGCAUCGAACUGAGAUGGAGGAGAAGGUGAAUAAGAAGAGCCUGGAGACCACGGGCAAGGCCAGCUUGAGUGCCGCAGGCCCAGGACUGUUGCCUCGCAAGCCCACCGGCCUGGCUGCAGGCCCCACGGGCACCCACGGCAAGGCUGUGAGCCCACCCCCGUCUCCCCGAGCCUCCCCUGUGACCUCUCUGAAGGCCAAGGUUAUCCAGAAGGUAGAGGAUGUGUCUAAGCCACCGGCCUACACCUACCCUGCCACACCCAGCUCUCACCCCAGCAGCCCACCGCCCGCCUCCCCACCACCUACCCCUGGCCUUGCCCGCAAGGAAGAGGCUCCUGAGAACGUGGUGGAGAAGAAAGACCUGGAGUUGGAGAAGGAGGCACCCAGUCCCUUCCAGGCCCUGUUCACAGAUAUCCCCCCCAGGUACCCAUUCCAAGCCCUGCCACCACACUACGGGAGAUCCUACCCCUUCCUGCUGCAACCCACUGCAGCCGCUGAUGCCGAUGGCCUCGCCCCCGAUGUGCCGCUCCCAGCUGACGGGCCCGAGCGCCUGGCACUGUCUCCCGAAGACAAGCCCAUCUGCCUGUCACCUUCUAAGAUCCCAGAGCCACCCCGGGACAGCCCAGAGGAGCAGCCACUGGUCGACCGUGAGGUGAAGGCUGAGGUUGAGGAUGUAGAAGAGGGCCCCACGGAGCUGCCCCACCUCGAGUCACCGUUGGCUCUGCCUGUUCCCGAGACCAUGGUGGCUGUAAGCCCUGCAAGUGGCUGCGGAGGUGGCCUGCUAGAGGCCCAGGUGUUGAGCGCAGCGGGUCAGGGCUGCCGGGAGCCCUCUGAAGCCUCAGACUUUGCACAAGUGGCUGAACCACAGAUAGAACUACCGGGUAGGACAGAGCCCCGCAUGGCUGCGGCUGCCCUGGAGCUUGGGGCGCAACUGACACCUGAGCCACUCAUAGAGACUAAGGAAGAGCCGGUGGAGGUGCCCCUGGAUGUGCCAAUGGAAGGGCCCAUGGCAGAGGCAGGGCCUGAGGACAGCCUGCCCCAGCCGCCCCUGACUGAGCCUCAGCCCAGCCUGGAGCUCUCAGACUGUGACUUACCUGUCCCAGAGGGCCAGUGUCUGAACCUGGAGACCCAGGAGGCUGCACCUGCUCCGGGCAGUGCCUGCUGUCUAGAAGACACCUGUUCUGAGUCACUCCUGCCAGGCCUGGAGGACCCACUGGCCGGCAUGAAUGUGCUGGCAGCUGCAGCUGAGCUGCCCCAGGCCAGGCCUCUGCCUUCUCUGGGUACCGGGGUCUCAGCCGGGGAGAAGCUGGACACAGCCUCCAGCCUAGGCCUGGAACACAGCUUCCUGCAGGGCAUCACCCUGCUGAGCGAAAUAGCUGAGCUGGAGCUGGACCGGAGGGGCCAGGAGGUUUCAGGUGCAGAGCCAAACCUGGUGGUGCGACCCUCUCUGGAGAGUCUGCUGGCGGCCAGCAGCCACAUGCUGAAGGAAGUGCUAGACAGCCCCUUCUCAGACCCACUCAAGAACUUGCGGCUCCCGCGUGAGCUGAACGCCAACAAAAAAUACAGCUGGAUGCAAAAGAAGGAGGAACGGAUGUUUGCCAUGAAGUCUUCUCUGGAAGACAUGGAUGCUCUGGAGCUGGACUUCCGGAUGCGCCUGGCAGAGGUCCAGCGGCGGUACAAAGAGAAACAGCGGGAGCUGGUCAAGCUCCAGCGACGCCGUGAUUCGGGGGACAGGCACGAGGAUGCCCAUAGAAGCAUGGCACGCAGAGGCCCUGGCAGGCCGCGGAAACGGACCCACACCCCGAGCGCCCUGUCGCCCCCCUGCAAGAGAGGGAAGAGCCACAGCGGUAGCGGAAAGCUGAGCAGCAAGUCCCUGCUGACGUCAGAUGACUACGAGCUGGGAACCGGAAUGAGGAAGAGACACAAGGGGCCUGAGGAGGACCAAGGUGCCCUCAUUGGCAUGGGGAGAGCCCGGAGCAGGAACCAGAGCUGGGACGAUCACGAAUCCUCAUCUGACUUCAUGAAUCAGCUAAAGAUUAAGAAGAAGAAGAUGGCGAGCGACCAAGAGCAAUUGGCAAGCAAGCUAGACAGAGCCCUGUCCCUCACAAAACAAGACAAGCUAAAGUCGCCCUUCAAGUUUUCCGACAGUCCUGGGGGAAAGUCGAAAGCUAGUGGGACCUGUGGCAGGUUCUUGACAGCAUAUGACAGCCUGCUGUGCAAGGACAGGAAAGUGCUGGCCAAAGGCCUCGGCUUGUCUCUGAAGCCCUCCCAAGAAGGUAAACACAAGAGGGCUGCCAAAGCCAGGAAGAUGGAGGGGGGCUUCAAGGCCAGAGGCCAACCCAAGCCCACCCAUUCUCCAUUCGCCUCGGAAGUGAGCAGUCACUCCUACAAUACGGACUCAGAUGAAGAUGAUGAAGACUUCUUGAAGAACGAGUGGUCUGCCCAAGGCCCCUCUAGCUCCAAACUGACCUCAUCCCUCCUGUGUGGCAUGGUGACCAAGAACAGCCAGCCAGCCACAGGCCCUAAGCUGACCAAGAGGAGCCUGGCAGGCCCCCGGACUUUGAAACCCAAGGCGGCCACCGGCAGGAAGCAGUCCUUUUGUUUGCUGCUCCGAGAGGCCCACUCCUCCCUCAGCGACUCUUCCGAGGAGGACUCCUUUGAUCAAGAUGACAGCUCAGAAGAGGAUGAGGAGGAAGAGCUGGAGGAGGAGGAGGACGAAGAGGAAGCCGUUGGUAGCUAUAGGCUGGGUGCCGGGGAACAGGCCCUGUCGCCGAGCCUGGAGGAGAGCGGGCUGGGUCUGCUGGCUCGCUUUGCGGCCAGCGCCCUCCCCAGCCCUGUUGUGGGGCCACCCCUGUCUGUGGUGCAGCUGGAAGCUGAGCAGAAGGCCCGCAAGAAGGAGGAACGGCAGAGCUUGAUGGGUACAGAGUUCGAGUACACAGACUCAGAGGGUGAAGUCAAGGUUCCCAAGCAGACACCUGCUGGGCUGCUGCGGCCCAAGAAGGGGGUUGGGGAGCCAAGUCAGUCUGCGGCUGCCCCUGUCCCCGGCACCCGGGCCUCCGGUCCCACCAGCCCAGACAAAACCAAGCUGGCCUCAGAGAAGGGACGAAAAGCCCGGAAGAUACGUGGCCCCAAGGAACCUGGCUUCGAGGCAGGGCCAGAGGCCAGUGAUGAUGACCUGUGGACGAGACGCCGGAGUGAGCGCAUCUUCUUACACGAUGCCUCGGCUGCAGUCCAGGCACCCAGCAACACAGCACCGGCACCCAAGCCCAGCCGAUGUGGCAAGGGUGGUGCCCCGAGUCCACGCAAGGACACCGGCAGAGCCAAGGACAGGAAGGACCCCAGGAAGAAGAAGAAGGGGAAAGAGGCUGGGUCAGCAACCACGCUGCCGCCAGCCCGUGUUCCUGCCUUGUCUGACUCCAGGGCACCUCACACAGGGCCCCUGGCCACUGCCAAACGGAGCAAGGCCAAGGCCAAAGGGAAGGAGGUGAAGAAGGAGAACCGAGGAAAAGGGGGUGCUGUGAGUAAACUGAUGGAGUGUAUGGCAGCAGAGGAGGACUUUGAACCCAACCAGGACUCGAGCUUCUCUGAGGAUGAGCACUUGCCCCGAGGUGGGGUCACAGAGCGACCUUUGACUCCAGCCCCCCGCUCCUGCAUCAUUGACAAGGACGAGCUGAAGGACGGCCUGCGUGUGCUGAUUCCUAUGGAUGACAAGCUGCUGUAUGCGGGGCAUGUGCAGACCGUGCACUCACCCGACAUAUACCGUGUGGUGGUGGAAGGUGAGCGUGGGAACCGUCCCCACAUCUACUGCCUGGAGCAACUACUGCAGGAGGCGAUUAUAGACGUGAGGCCGGCCUCUGCUCGCUUCCUGCCCCAGGGGACCAGGAUCGCCGCCUACUGGAGCCAGCAAUACCGCUGCCUCUAUCCGGGCACGGUGGUCCGAGGGCUGCUGGACCUGGAAGAUGACGGAGACCUGAUCACCGUGGAGUUUGAUGAUGGGGACACAGGCAGGAUUCCCCUCUCACACAUCCGCCUCUUGCCACCUGACUAUAAAAUCCAGUGUGCUGAGCCGUCCCCGGCACUCCUGGUGCCCAGUGCAAAACGCCGUAGCAGGAAGACCAGCAAAGACACUGGGGAGAGCAAAGAAGGGGCCACCACAGGGCCUCAGGAGGCUACAGGAGCCAAGGCUCGAGGGCGAGGACGGAAACCCAGUGCCAAAGCCAAGGGCGACAGAGCUGCUGUCCUGGAGGAAGGGGCUGCCACAGACGAAGUCCCCAGUGCUCCCUUGGCCCUGGAGCCCAUCAACACCCCAAGUUCCAAGAAGAGUCCCCCAGAACCAGUGGAAAAGCGAGCGAGAGCCCCCAAAGCUCGUUCAGUCUCUGCACAACCCAGCCCCAUGCCACCCACCUUCUCCAACUGCCCAGCUCCUGAGCCCUUUGGGGAGCUGCCAGCCCCCACUGCAGCCCCACUCAUCAACAUGCCUGUCACCAUGCCUGCCACGCGCCCCAAACCCAAGAAGGCUCGGACCGCUGAGGGGUCAGGUGCCAAAGGUCCCCGGAGGCCAGGGGAAGAGGAUGAACUGCUUGUCAAACUGGACCAUGAGGGGGUCAUGUCCCCCAAAAGCAAGAAGGCCAAAGAGGCCCUGCUCUUGCGGGAAGAUCCAGGGCCUGGGGGUUGGCCAGAGUCCACAGGGUUGCUCAGCCUGGGUAGCUACCCACCAGCUGUUGGCAACAGUGAGCCCAAGGCCACCUGGCCCAAGACUCUGGAUGGAGACCUCACUCAGGAGCCUGGGCCAGGACUUCCUUUAGAGGAUCCCGGCAACUCCAAGAACCCAGACAAGGCCCAGGCUGAGCAAGAUGGGGCUGAGGAGUCAGAGACCACUAGCAGCAGCAGCAGCAGCAGCAGUAGCAGCAGUAGCAGCAGCAGCAGCAGCAGUAGCAGCAGUAGCAGCAGCAGCAGUAGCAGCAGCAGCAGCAGCAGCAGCAGCGGUUCUGAAACGGAAGGCGAGGAGGACACCGAGAAGAGCAGAGAGGACGGCCGGGGUGCAGGGGGCAGGACCUGCAGUGCCGCCAGCUCCCGGGCAUCCUCUCCUGCCUCCUCCUCGUCCUCCUCCUCUUCCUCCUCCUCCUCGUCCUCCUCUUCCUCCUCCUCCUCCUCUUCUUCCUCUUCCUCGUCCUCUUCCUCCUCGUCCUCCUCUUCCUCUUCCACCACAGACGAGGACUCUUCCUGCAGCUCUGAUGACGAAGCAGCCCCUGCACCUGCUGCCGGUCCCUCCACACAGCAGCCAGCGCUACCCACCAAGGUGUCCAAGCCACCUAGCAAGGCACGCUCCUCAGCUCACUCCCCAGGCAAGAAGGCACCUACUGUCACCCAGCCCCCACCCCAGCCCCCACCCCAGCCCCAGCAGACUCUGCCACCCAAGACCCAGGCUGGGGCUGGGGCCAAGAGCCGACCCAAGAAGAGAGAAGGCGUGCACUUGCCUACCACCAAGGAGCUGGCCAAGCGGCAGCGUCUGCCAUCCGUGGAGAACCGACCUAAAAUCGCUGCCUUCCUACCCGCCCGGCAGCUUUGGAAGUGGUUUGGCAAGCCCACUCAGCGGCGAGGCAUGAAAGGCAAGGCUCGCAAGCUCUUCUACAAAGCCAUCGUGAGAGGCAAGGAGAUGAUCCGCAUAGGCGACUGUGCGGUCUUCCUGUCGGCUGGUCGCCCCAACCUGCCCUACAUUGGUCGAAUCCAGAGCAUGUGGGAGUCGUGGGGCAACAACAUGGUGGUUCGUGUCAAGUGGUUCUACCAUCCGGAAGAGACCAGCCCAGGCAAACAGUUCCACGAGGGCCAGCACUGGGACCAGAAAUCGGGGCGUAGUCUCCCUGCAGCCCUGCGGGCCUCCAGCCAGAGAAAGGACUUUAUGGAGCGCGCCCUGUACCAGUCCUCCCAUGUGGAUGAGAACGACGUUCAGACAGUGUCCCACAAGUGCCUGGUGGUGGGCCUGGAGCAGUACGAGCAGAUGCUAAAGACCAAGAAAUACCAGGACAGCGAGGGCCUGUACUACCUCGCGGGCACCUAUGAGCCCACCACAGGCAUGAUCUUCUCCACAGACGGCGUGCCUGUGCUCUGCUGAGCACCGCCUCCCCGGCAGGGCCCACGGAGACCCCUCCCCACCACUGCCAUGGCGCGGGACCAUGUGUGUUGUGUGCAUGCCAGUGUGCUCGUGGGCGUGUGCAUGUGGCCAGGUGGACGCCCCGGGCAAGUGCGAGUGUGUACAUGUGUGUGCCCGUAUGCAUGCACGUGUGUGCGCACAUGUGCACACAUCUCUAGACCCUUUCUGGUCAUCCCCUGGUGCCCUCAUGCUGAGACACCCCUCCCCCUCCAGCUAUCAGGGUCUGGCUCUGCUGUCCCAUCAGGGUCACCUCAGUGGGGACUUCCCUCCAGCACUUUGAAUGCGCUUGAUAAGGCUGCCCUCCAAGCUCUGGGCCUGUGUAGACUUUCUGACUCUGUGGAUGGGGUGACGGAGAGUUCCAAGGACCCAAACUGAUGCUUGGUAUAGAGGUCAACCACACCCAGCAUGGAACCCAUCGAAAGCCUUCCAUCAUGGGCCGGAGGCCCCAACGCCAGCCAGCUUCACCAAUCAACACUGGGCAUCUGGGCGCCUGCAUGCCCAGCCUCCACCCUCUCAGGACAGCCUGGACUUGGGGAACAAGACAGGGGAGGGCAUCCCAGGAGCAUCACCAUACCUGGUGGACCCCCUAGCCCAGACCCUUACACUACAGAAAACCCCAAUGGUGCUGAAACCCGCGCCCAUGCCCGGCACGGCCCGCCCGGCCCCCUCCACCAGGAGGAUCCGAAAGGUUACCUGUACAGUUUAUUGUAGCCUGCCCCUGUAUCAUACACCUUUAAAUGGAGUCAACUUUUUAAUUAUAUAUAUAAAGAUAAAUAUAUAUAAAUAUAUAUAUAAACUUUUUAAAACUGUGAAAAAUAGCUAUGAAAUUAUAAAAAAACACAUUCUGACGUGCAGAAUAUUAUUUUUUAUUUCCUGUUAGAUUGUGAGUGUCUAGCACCGGCUUCAUGCCUUCCCCCAACUCCCCUGCACCCUCACCCCUGCCCAUGUGUACUGUAUGUGCCCCCAAAUGGACGAGAGAUGGAGACAGAUGGAGGGGCCCCGAGCCCAGCCCCCAGCUCGGCCCGAAGCACUUAACCAGCCCCCCUGUGCCUGCCAGACCCCAAUGGGGUCCCCGGAGGCUUUGAGCAGACAAUCUUGAAGGAAGGAAAAGCCAGACUUCGGUUUUGUUUUGUUUUGUUUGGGGGGGGUAAUUACUGUUUCCUGAUUUUUUUUUUUAAAAAACCGUUUCUUUUGGAAUUUUGUUUGUUGGCAAAUUCUGUGUGAUCUUUUUUCAUAAAAAAAAGAAAGAAAAGAAAAAAUUUAAUUGGAAAAAUA